AUGCCCAGCUGUUCGCCAGACACGUGUGUGUGCAAGAAGACCGGAGGCACGGAGGUGGCGGCGGCAGCGGCGGCGCCAGGCACCAGCUUUGCCCCUGGCGACGACUCCGACUCCGACGUAUGGGGGUCUUCGUCACCAGAUCCGUCCUUGGAGGCCACAGAAGAGGUCUCCCGUGACGUGGCAGCUCUGAAACGCCGCCACGAAAACAGAGGCUACUUAGACGGCCUCACCAAAGGUGGCGAGCUCGGCCUGCAGACAGGCUUCGACGCAGGGUACCCGCUGGGCGCCCAGCUCGGCGGCCUUGUCGGACAGCUCGUCGCAGAGACCGUCUGGAGAGCUUCAAACGGCCAGAUCAGCGUCCAGACCAGAGAUGCCGCCCUGGCGGAGCUCCGCAUCGACAAGGUGUUGAGCUCGGAACACUUCGAUUCGGAGUUGCACAUCGCCGACCCGGCGCUGCACCCCACCAUCCUCAAAUGGAGCUGUUUCUACGACAGCUUGCUUGUAGGCUUAUAA
Messenger RNA from Pichia membranifaciens NRRL Y-2026, 513 nucleotides. RefSeq lists its product as hypothetical. The transcript has a single exon. Lineage: Eukaryota; Fungi; Ascomycota; Pichiomycetes; Pichiales; Pichiaceae. Bases 1 to 513 code for a protein of 170 amino acids. The record is from RefSeq and is a predicted model, not a curated record.